Python bivittatus (Burmese python) is the source of this 817-nucleotide messenger RNA. NCBI's taxonomy places the organism in Eukaryota, Metazoa, Chordata, Lepidosauria, Squamata, Pythonidae. The record is from RefSeq and is a predicted model, not a curated record.
GUGUGUGUGCAACAUUGACUGUUCUCAAACCAACUUCAAUCCUCUCUGUGCUUCCGACGGAAAAUCUUAUGAUAAUGCAUGUCAGAUCAAAGAAGCAUCAUGCCAGAAACAGGAGAAAAUUGAAGUCAUGUCUUUGGGCCGAUGUCAAGAUAACACAACUGCCACUACAAAGUCAGAAGAUGGGCAUUAUGCAAGAACAGAUUAUGCGGAGAAUGCAAACAAACUGGAAGAAAGUGCCAGGGGGAUCUACAUUCCAUGUCCAGAACAUUAUAAUGGUUUCUGCAUGCAUGGAAAAUGUGAGCAUUCUGCUAAUAUGCUGGAGCCAUCUUGCAGGUGUGAUGCAGGCUACACUGGACAACACUGUGAAAAGAAGGACUACAGCGUUUUAUAUGUAGUUCCAGGCCCUGUUCGAUUUCAGUAUGUCUUAAUAGCAGCAGUGAUUGGAACAAUCCAGAUUGCAAUCAUCUGUGUUGUCGUUCUCUGCAUUACAAGGAAAUGUCCCAGGAGCAACAGAAUUCACAGGCAAAAGCAAAACACAGGGCACUACAGUUCAGACAACACAACAAGAGCAUCGACCAGGUUAAUUUAAAAAAGAGCGCAUGUUUCCACAAUGGCAAAAGUAAACUGCAGAGAGCUUGGACUGACAAAAUACAGUAUUAUAGACAAAAGUUCUACACAUGUUGCCUUGCAUUUGUGGUAAUCGACACCAAUGAAAACAGAACAAAACGAAACAUGUACUACAGCUAUAUUUGAUUAUGUAUGGAUAUAUUUGAAAUAGUAUACAUUGUCUUGAUGUUUUUUCUGUAAUGUAAAUAAA